AUGUCGGCCGACAACAGCCCGCCGCCGCCGCCGGCCUCGCCGCGUUCUUUCCCCGUCCUCCCUCACCACGCGGCCCCGCCUACUCCGUCGCCGUCACCCAGCCCGCCCGCCACCCUCUGCAGCCGGCUGUCUAACGGCAGCCAGACGGCCCCCAGCCCCACAAACUCGCGGGGGUCCAUCCACGGCGUCUCCUUCCUAGUCCAGAUCGGACUCACCAGGGAGACCGUCACCCUCGACCCCGGAGACCACUCGCUGUCUGCUGUCAGGGAGGUCGUCUGCUCCAUCGUGGAUCAGAAGUUCCCCGAAUGUGGAUUUUUCGGGAUGUACGACAAGAUCCUGCUCUUCCGUCAUGACCUGAACUCGGACAACAUCCUGCAGCGGCUGACCUCGGCAGAGGAGAUCCACGAGGGCGACCUGGUGGAGGUGGUGCUCUCCGCUCUCGCCACAGCCGAGGACUUCCAGAUCCGACCUCACACGCUGUACGUUCACUCCUACAAGGCCCCGGCGUUCUGCGACGACUGCGGGGAGAUGCUGUGGGGGCUCGUCAGACAGGGCCUCAAGUGCGAAGGGUGCGGACUGAACUACCACAAACGAUGUGCGUUCAAGAUCCCCAACAACUGCAGCGGGGUGAGGAAGAGACGGCUGUCCAACGUGUCUCUGCCGGGUACCGCCCUGUCCGUCGCACGCCCGCCUUCCACUGAGUUCGCCCCGACGCCGCAGGAGGAGCAUCGCCCCCUCCUGGGUGCCGGUAAGCGUAACUCCCUGCUGAGCGGCCGUCCCAUCUGGAUGGAGAAGAUGGUCCUGGGGCGGGUCAAAGUCCCUCACACCUUCUCCGUCCACACCUACACCCGUCCCACCAUCUGCCAGUUCUGCAAACGCCUGCUGAAGGGACUCUUCCGCCAGGGGAUGCAGUGCAAAGAUUGUAAAUUUAACUGCCAUAAGAGAUGUGCAGCCAAAGUUCCUCGAGACUGCCUCGGCGAGGUCGACUUCAACGGAGAGCCGGCCAGUCCCAGUCUGGACUCCGAGGCGACGAUGGAGGUGGACAACUGCGACGUGAACAGCGACGGCGGUCACAGCAUGGACGAGCAGGACGAGCCGUCCACCCCCGAGGACAAGCUCUUCUUCAUCGAGAGUCCCUGCACGGACGGCGAGAAAGACGACGAGACGCUCAGAGCCAUCAGCCCGUCCACCAGCAGCAACAUCCCUCUGAUGCGCGUGGUUCAGUCCAUCAAGCACACAAAGAGGAAAAGCUCCACGGUGGUCAAAGAGGGCUGGAUGGUGCACUACACCAGCCGGGACAACCUGAGGAAGAGACAUUACUGGAGGCUGGACAGCAAGAGCCUGACCCUGUUUCAGAAUGAAAGUGGAGCCAAGUAUUACAAGGAGAUCCCACUGUCCGAGAUCCUGCAGGUGGAGCCGGCGCAGGACUUCGGCAGCCUGCCUCAGGGCAGCAACUCGCACUGCUUCGAGGUGAUCACGGCCAACAUGGUUUACUACGUUGGGGAGGACACCGGCAGCCUGUACCACAACCCCGUCUUGGCGGCGUCCGGCGUGGGACGGGACGUGGGCCAGAGCUGGGAGAAGGCCAUCCGACAGGCGCUGAUGCCCGUCACGCCCAAGGCCAGCGUCGGCACCGGGCCCGGCCAGGGGAAGGACCACAAGGAACUUUCUAUCAGCAUAUCAGUUUCCAACUCCCAGAUACAAGAAAAUGUGGAUAUCAGUUCAGUGUAUCAGAUCUUUGCAGACGAGGUCCUCGGCUCCGGACAGUUUGGGAUCGUCUACGGAGGUAAACACAGAAAGACCGGCAGAGACGUAGCGAUCAAAAUCAUUGACAAAAUGAGGUUUCCCACCAAGCAGGAGAGCCAGCUGAGGAACGAGGUGGCCAUCCUCCAGAACCUCCACCACCCUGGUAUCGUUAACCUGGAGUGCAUGUUUGAGACGCCCGAACAGGUGUUUGUCGUCAUGGAGAAGCUUCAUGGCGACAUGUUGGAGACGAUUUUAUCCAGCGAGAAGAGUCGACUGCCCGAACGCCUCACCAAGUUCCUGGUUACACAGAUCCUGGUUGCCCUCAGACAUCUUCACUUCAAGAACAUCGUCCACUGUGACCUGAAGCCCGAGAACGUCCUCCUGGCGUCAGCAGAACCCUUUCCUCAGGUGAAACUUUGCGACUUCGGCUUUGCACGUAUCAUCGGGGAGAAGUCUUUCCGUCGUUCGGUAGUUGGCACUCCAGCCUACUUGGCGCCUGAGGUUCUUCGCAGCAAAGGCUACAACCGAUCUCUGGACAUGUGGUCAGUCGGCGUUAUCAUCUACGUCAGUCUGAGCGGGACGUUUCCCUUCAACGAGGACGAAGACAUCAACGACCAGAUCCAGAACGCUGCCUUCAUGUACCCACCCAACCCCUGGAAGGAGAUCUCAGUGGAGGCCACAGACCUGAUUAACAACCUGCUGCAGGUGAAGAUGAGGAAGCGCUACAGUGUGGACAAAUCACUGAGCCACCCCUGGCUGCAGGACUACCAGACCUGGCUGGACCUCAGGGAGUUCGAGACCCGUCGAGGUGAGCGCUACAUCACCCAUGAGAGCGACGACACCCGCUGGGAGGAGUACGCCGACGAGAGAGGCCUGCACUACCCCAAACACUUCAUCAUGUCGCCAAACCUGGACGACAUGGACGAAGACCCUUAGUGGCUGCAAGAGGGUCAACAUUUGAAGCAUUUCAAUGAUGAGGCAGCAGACCCCCGAGGAGUCCCUCAGCGGUUGCAGCAGAUGCUAUGGAGUCCAUGGCAACAAGGACACCGUGAGCUGUCCGUACGGCGGCGCGGGAUAACAUGGAUAACGAGGACGCGUCAGGCAGCUCAAUGAGGACACUUCUACAUGCUCACUGUGGUGACAAAUCAGGUCCAUUGAAUUUUUUUUUAACACAUUUAACCUUUUUCCAAUUUUUUUUCUACAAGCCAUAACAAACAGAUCCCGUGAGCCCAAAUCCGGAUUUUUUUUGGUUUUUUUUUGUUAAAUAAUUGUCUUUACUGCCAGUUGAGCCACAGAAGGGCUAGCCUAAAAAACAAUCCAAAGACUUUCAGCUCAAAUAGCAUAUUUUUAUUAUGUCGUUGUUACAUUUUAGAUCUCAUAAAGCUGUGCAGAGGAGGAGAUGUGACGGCUAUUUUACAUUUAGUUAAAAGUGUCCUAGUUGACAAACUGGGUCAUGUUAUGUCUUGAAGAAGUUCUGACUAUAAUGUUUUGUUUUUGUUGGGUUUUUUUUUCAUUGUUCCUUUUUGGGAUGUCUUUGCACUAUCUGGGAAACUCUUUUAAAGGAAAAAAUGAUAAUAACUUUUGGUUUGUUCAUCUGCAAAAGUAUGAAGGUGGCGUCAGAGGAAAGGUCAUGUUGUUACCUAAAUCAAAAGACUUGAUUUUCAUACAACUGCGAGGCGGUCAUUCUGGUUCAACCUGGUUCCUUUAAUUCUCAUAAUUCUGGCCAUUAUUCUAACUUUCACCAACUCAGCUGUAGCGAUUCAGGAGAUGUUAGCAUUUUCACAUGUUAACAUUACCAUAUUGACAUUUAGCAUGUUAGCGUGCUAAAGGAAAAUUCCAUUAUUUUUCAA
Molecule: messenger RNA, 3596 nt
Organism: Xiphias gladius (swordfish)
Lineage: Eukaryota; Metazoa; Chordata; Actinopteri; Istiophoriformes; Xiphiidae
Product: serine/threonine-protein kinase D3-like
Exons: 18
Coding region: 1-2682 (893 amino acids)
Biological process (GO): protein phosphorylation
Molecular function (GO): ATP binding; protein serine/threonine kinase activity
Source: RefSeq, a predicted model, not a curated record